This is a messenger RNA of Lipotes vexillifer (Yangtze River dolphin), 1173 nucleotides long. RefSeq names its product pyroglutamylated RFamide peptide receptor (gene QRFPR). Gene Ontology annotation, molecular function: G protein-coupled receptor activity. NCBI's taxonomy places the organism in Eukaryota, Metazoa, Chordata, Mammalia, Artiodactyla, Lipotidae. Gene Ontology annotation, cellular component: plasma membrane. Gene Ontology annotation, biological process: G protein-coupled receptor signaling pathway. The record is from RefSeq and is a predicted model, not a curated record.
AUGCAGUCGCUCAACAUCACCCCGGAGCAGUUCUGGCUGCUGCGGGACCACAACCCGACACGGGCGCAGCUCAUCGCGCUGUACGGGCUGCGGCCGCUCCCGCAGCUGCCUGGGCGCGCCAAGCUGGCCUUCGUGCUCACCGGCGUGAUCAUCUUCGCCCUGGCGCUCUUUGGCAACGCGCUGGUGGUCUACUUGGUGACCCUCAGCGAGGCCAUGCGCACCGUCACCAACGUCUUCACCUGCUCCUUGGCGCUCAGCGACCUGCCCAUCGCCUUCCUCUGCAUCCCGGUCACUACACUCGAGAACAUAUUCAACAACUGGCUGGGGGAAUUAAGUACAGAUGUAUUUGGCUCUGCCGAGUUGUAUUCUGAUGAUUUUAACGUUUUUGCACGUAUGGUCUGGCUGGUGGCAGUCAUAACAGGCUCCCCCAUGUGGCAUGUGCAACGACUUGUGAUUAAGUAUAACUUCUUAUAUGAAAAAGAACACAUCUGCUUCUUGGAAGAGUGGACCAGCUCUGGGCACCAGAAAAUCUAUACUACCUUCAUCCUUGUCAUCCUCUUCCUCCUCCCUCUUAUGGUGAUGCUUAUCCUGUACAGUAAGAUCGGCUAUGAACUUUGGAUAAAGAAAAGAGUGGGGGAUGGCUCAGUCAUUCAAACUAUUCAUGGAAAAGAAAUGUCAAAAAUUGCUAGGAAGAAGUGAGCUGUUGUUAUGAUGGUGACAGUGGUGGCUCUCUUUGCUCUGUGCUGGGCACCUUUCCACGUUGUUCACAUGAUGACUGAAUACAGCAAUUUUGAAAAGGAAUAUGAUGAGGUUACAAUCAAGAUGAUUUUUGCUGUAGUUCAAAUAAUUGCAUUUUCCAAUUCCACCUGUAAUCCAAUUGUUUAUGCACUUAUGAAUGAAAUUAAAAAAAAUUUUUAUCUGCAGUUUAUUAUUGCAUUAGUAAAAGAAACAUUUUCCCCAGCACAAAGGCAGGGAAAUUCAGGAAUUACGAUGAUGCAGAAGAAAGCAAAGUUUUCCCAGAAAGAGAACCCAGUAGAGGAGACCACAGGAGAUGCAUUCAGUGAUGGCAACAUUGGAGUCAAGUUGUGUGAACAACCCGAGGAGAAAAAACAUCUCAAACGACAUCUUGCCCUCUUUGAUUCUGAGUUUUCUGCUUUAGGCAGUGGGCAUUAA